ACCGGCUUGCAUUAUGUUUUUCUUGUCGCGUUGUUCAACAAAUGUGGGGAAGGAAAAUUGUUAAAUGCAUCGAAACAAUGAACAUCAGAGUAUAUUUCAUUCCACUCCUUGCUUUUAUUUUAACAGUAAUUGCAAUACAUGCGAAGAAAAAGUAUCAAAUACAGAAAGCAUCUCUUCAACUUUUGGAAAAAGAAACCAAGAAAUUGAAAUUAGAAGAAUGUUAUUCAACACAAGAACAAAGUAUCAUUAAACUUCGAUUAACCCGGCAGACACAAAAAGCUCUUACUUGUAUUGUCAAGUCACUGAACGAUGAUCCUUAUAAUGGCUGGAUGUGGUCUGAGUUAGGGACACUUUAUACUUUAACUAAAGAUAAAACAAAGGCUACAACAUGUCUCAAACAGGCAGUGAAAUCAUCAGGCAAACUCAGUGAAUACAUACGUACAUGGCAUUUCAUAGGCCCUUUCAUAAUUGGGAAGGCUGAGGUUGAUGGUGAUCCAAUCGCAUAUUUUGGAGGAAUUCAAAAUGUCUCUAGAAGGAGGUACGAUAAGAAGGUGCGAUUCUACUCAGAACUGGUUGGAGGAGGAGAGGUUAAAUGGAAGACAUAUGAACAAAAGGGUGAGGCCGAGCCUGUUCAAAUUUCUCCUGAUGUAAGAUGGAAUGAGCUCAUCUCAUCAAUUGGUUCGUUAGCAAUUACAGAAUGGCAGGGAUGGGCUGUUGGAGAGUUUGCUGUUAAUAGUAAAGAUGAAAAUGUUUUGGUACAGUGUCAUGGAGUCAGCCACAUAUUUGUUGAUGAUGUCAUCAUUACAGGCGACGUCUACCGAAGAACAGAAUAUUGGUUUGGAAUUCAUCUGUCUCCUGGCAUCCACACCCUUUAUGUUCCGUUGAGAUCUAAAGGCCCCAUGACAUUUCAAUGUAGACUCAAAUUAGAAGGAUCACAUGCAUUUCAGGUUCAUCGUCCAUCUAUGCAACCAGACUUAGUGAAUGGACACAUACUAGGUGAUGUGCUAGCCCUUCCAAUCACCAACCUACAAACAAAAAAAUGGCUCAAGAAAGUCAAGGUAUCUAUUAGUCAGCAAAAUACAGGUAUCCCAAUUAAAUUAAUACAAGGACCAAUUGUGAACAUAGCACCUGGACAAACCAUGCCGGUGAAAUUUCAGUUCAAGGAAAGUGAAAGUGGAAAUGACCAAUCGCGGGAGUGUAAAGAAAUCAGCUUUAUAUUGACAGUCAGCACAGCAGAAACAGACAGUGAUCAUGUGACAAUUAACUUGAGGUGUCGUCACUUACACCAGUCAUUCAUUUUCACAUUCCAAGACCAUGAUGGAUCAAUACAACAGGCAGCAGCCAUUAGUCCAACGAAAGACUGCCCUCAAGAGGUAUGUCCUGUUGUGUUGACUCUGCAUGGAACAGGUGUUUCUGCCCAAAACCAAGCCGAUGGAUAUAAGCGCAUGGAAAAUGGUGAUUGGAUAUUUGGACUUGACUCUGCUUGGGUUCUGGCCCCCACCAGGCAUGGUGCACAUAAUUGGGAAGGCCCUGGUACCCUGACGGCCAUGACCGCACUCCAUAAACUACAAGAGUUAACGAAGAAAUCACCAUGGUUAAGGAAUAAAGCAGAUGAGAACCAUGUGAUCUUCGCAGGUCAUUCUAUGGGAGGUCAUGGAGCAUGGCAUCUUGCAACUCACUACCCUGACAGAGCUCUUGCUGUAAUCCCAUUGGCUGGUUGGAAUAAGAAAGAAGAAUAUGGUGAUAGUAAUGUUUUCUUCAGACAUGAUGUGAGUACUAGUCAUGUUGAUCCAGCUACCAAAGCAAUUCUUGAGGGGAUACCUGUUCUUGGUAGGAUAGGGGCUAAUGACAGAACUGUUCAUCCAUUUUUUCUAAGGAGGAUGUACAGACGAUUGAAGGAGGAGAAUGUGAAUGUAACAUACAAGGAGUUACCUGGAAAAGAGCAUUGGUGGUGGGAUACCUGGAAAACAAACGAUGGUGGUGCCGUCAAUGAUCCCCAACUGAGGAACUUUAUGAGUGAAUAUUCAUUAGUAAGUUCUACAACUGACCAAUCAUGUGACUCAGUUGACCAGGACUGUUCCAUUAUAAAAUCAAAGGGUAAAUAUUCUAAAAGUAAAUUGGAUGGGAGCUCCUUUACAUUGACAGUAAUAAAUCCAGCUCUUGGAGAAAGUUUAAAAGGUGUAAGAAUUAUUCAACAGAUUGUUCCAUAUAGGACCAGUACAGUACAGAUAAAUCUCACACCUGACAGUGUUACAUUAGCAACUAGCAAUGUUGCCAAACUGAGCAUAUCGGACACUCCUCAUGGUGACCUUACCUGGACAGGUGUGCCGUGUGAGAUAGAUGGUCAAGUUGUUAACUUAAAGGGCAAUCCGGUAGAUUUAUGUAGAAAAACAGGAUCUUGGAAAUCAUGUGAUGAUAAUCCUUUAAUGGGAAAUGAUAAAGAACGAGGACCAUCAAAUUAUGGACCAGCACGGAGAGUAGCAGAGCGUAGUUUUCUUAUAGUGACAGGAACAAGCAAUAAAGCAUUAGCACCAAUACUAUUUCAACUUGCCAUAUACAUAGCCAACCUCUUCUUCCUUACUUCGGACACAAUUGCUCCGAUUAUUGAAGACACAAUGCUAACUGAUCAACUUGCAGAAUCUAAUAACCUCAUCAUUAUUGGUGGACCGGGAGAAAAUUUACAUAGUGUCAAAUAUUUGGAUAAAAUACCAAUCAACAUUGAUAAUGAUAGCGGUAUACAAUUAGGCGAGUGUAUUUUCAAGAAGACAAGGGUGGGUUUACUUGCACUAGCCCCACAUGGCAACCAAGGCUUGUCAUUGAUCUUGCUGGGCAACUCCCUUGGGGGUCUGAGGGACGUUGUGAGCCUAGCUAGCCCAACUAUUCCACCAAUGACCAGGUCACCCUUUUCCAAUAUGGUACCCGAUUUUGUUAUAACAGGACCGGAUUUUAACAAAAAGGGGGCAGGAGGAUACCUGUGUUCUGGGUUCUGGGGUAACAGGUGGGAGUACCGCCUCGAGUUGGCUUCAUGCGCUUGUUGAUCCAAGUCUGUACUAGCAUGAUGGAAAAUAACAUGAGCUAAACAUAACAAAGGAAAGGGCCAAGGAUCUUACAAAUACAUUUUUAAGAACGGGGCCCAUGUUGCAAUAUUGUUAUCAGAUCAAAUAUUUAAAAAUUAUAUGGAACAAUAAUAUUAUUAUUAUUGUUGUUGUUGACAAUGUGGAACUUUUGAUAACAUGACACGGUAGGACGUAAUGACGUCACUAAGAAGUCAUCUGCGCAUGCGAGAAUGUUAAGUUCUCCUUGUCGUGUGGAUUUUAGUACACAAUUUGACCAAAUCUACAUUGUGCAGAGAACGUAGGAUGGUCACACCUGAGUGAAUCCAUUCUAGCGUCUUGUUGUUGAGGUUGUUAAGAGUAUGGAAGGCCAAUUAAAUCUGGUAUGGAGCACAAUAAUCGCAAUAAGUGAGUCACCGAAAUUUAUGCCCUGGAACCCAGACUAAGCAAGUGGUUGCACCAGUGAGGUGGACUACACACGGGCUCCAGUUGGCAGCACUUUAUACGAUGGACCGUUUGGGGAGUAGACAUUUUUUAUGAAUGAUUUAAUAAUCUGAACACAUUGAGACCAUAGUAAUAUGUACUAAAUAAGUUGUUAUUAUAAUUAUUAUUAUUAUUAUUAUUAUUAUAAUUAUUAUUAUUAUUAUUAUUAUUAUUAUUAUUAUUAUUAUUAUUAUUAUUAUUGGCAUUUACUUCGUAUAGCAGAACAACCAUUGUUUUUAUUUUUUUUUCUUUUCUAUUUCUUAUGUUUUUAUUAUUAUUAUUAUUAUUAUUAUUAUUAUUUAUUAUUAUUGUUAUUAUUAUGACCUUAUUUUCAUUGUAUAUUUAUUAUCAUUGUUGGUUAAGAUGCAUAUAUUUUAAUACCAAAGUCCUUGAGUAUGUGAGUACGCACUAACCUUGUCGGAAAUGUUUGUCUAAUGGUCUACUGCCCAAUUCACCAUCAAGAGAGGGAGCACUGCUCAGCUGAUGCCAGCCCCCAAGGCCCAGCCAACAUUCCCCAUCCAGUUACUCAACUAUUGAUGUACAGUAUUUUUAAUAAAUAUAUGUUACACAAUUUAGAAUUAAAUAUUUAUCUCGGUUGUAAACAAAUCAUAGUCAUUCGCAGUCAUUUUCAAAAUACUAAAUUUCAAACCUGUAUGUAUAUUUUGGAGAUUCCAACAUUUUGGAACAAUUUGGUUACUUUACUUCAUUUACUUUACUUAAAUUAAAUUAAUUUAAAUUUACUAUUUAUCUAGAUUUUAAUCAAAAUCAUGGUUAUUCAUAACCCAUUGUCAGGCUUCUAGAUUUUAAACUUGCAUGUAUAUUUUGGUACUUUCCAACUUCCCUUUCUUUUUCCUUUCCCCAAAUUGAAUCAAUUAGAAAAAAAAUAUAUAUUUACCAAGGUUUUAAAAAAGAUUAUGAAGAUUUUAUACUUGUAUACAGGUCUCCCUCCAAUUAACUUUUGGGACCUGGGUUUCCAUGGUCUUUAUCAGUUUUUGUCUCUAAUUAGAAUAAUAAAGAUAAUAGACAUUUUCUAAUUUGGGUCAUUAAUUAGAGGUGUCUUUAAUUUUUUAUUUCAAUACAUUGUCGCUUUAAUAAUAAACGUUUCAAAACAUCAAUUUAUGAUACAUUCAGUAAGUCACGUUUAUUUAACUGAGGAACCUGUUAGAAACAUUAAACAUGCUAAGCCGCGUCACGUACACAGUAAUGACAGUUCUUUAUUAUGUAUGUCAACUCAGUAAUUUUCUGUGUUAACAAUUGAACUGUAUUAAUAUGCAAGUUAAUUUGUUAAGAUGAUACAGUACCUGGUAUUAAAACAGUAUUAAUAUG
Molecule: messenger RNA, 4862 nt
Organism: Anneissia japonica
Lineage: Eukaryota; Metazoa; Echinodermata; Crinoidea; Comatulida; Comatulidae
Molecular function (GO): protein binding
Source: RefSeq, a predicted model, not a curated record